This is a messenger RNA of Drosophila kikkawai, 5907 nucleotides long. RefSeq names its product qin (gene qin). The record is from RefSeq and is a predicted model, not a curated record. Gene Ontology annotation, molecular function: zinc ion binding. Lineage: Eukaryota; Metazoa; Arthropoda; Insecta; Diptera; Drosophilidae.
CGUCCUCCUUCGUCGCAAGGAAAACGCUUUUCGCCGAGUCGUUUUCGCGAAUAAGUUGUAAAAAGUAACAAAAAUACGCUUUAGAUUAGCUUAAACUAGAGACUAUACAUAGAUAUAUAGCUGAACUACGAUCGGAAUAAUGGCGGACCUCCGCGGUGUAAAGCAUUUCGAUCGUAAAUUUGUGGCGUCCAAUUUGAAGAAUCUGCUGCACUGUCCCAAAUGCUCGAAAAACUACACAAAUUCCCAGGGAGAUCAGAAUCAUCGUCCCUUCCUUUUGCCAUGUGGCCAUAGCCUGUGCGAGAACUGUUUGUCAAAGGACCUCCAACAUUUGACAUGUGCCGUGUGCCAGGAGCCAGCUCCUCCAUUGAUCAAUGCCAAAAACUUGGCUGCAAGCAGCUUCCGCGUGCGUGUGUGCGACUUCUACGAACUCAACUAUCAUGUGCUGGGAGAGGCCAGCAGUCUCAUUUCAUUCCGUAGCUUGGACACAGAGCCGGUCAACGAAACGCUGACCCACAGUUUGGCCAACGAAGUGAUCAGCCAGGCCACCUUGUGCAGUGAAUGCCGUAAUGGCGACGACAUGGGCGAGUGUUUGGAAUGCAAUGCCUUCUAUUGCAGCCUCUGCUUCGCGAGUAUCCAUAAGCACAGUCGUGUGCUGCAAACGCACAAAUUCCAGAAGUUGAGCAACGGACCGCUGAAAGGAUUUUUUAUAGGCAACCAAAUGUUCAACAUGCCGGUUCAGAGGGAAUGUCAUUUGCAUAGCCUGCCCAUGAAUGUAUUCUGUUUCAAUUGUAAACGCUGCCAUUGCGCGAAGUGUUCGAGUGUACAUCACAAUAGUCAUAAAACGCAGCCGCUGUACCAGAAGAAUCAACGCUUGCAGUCGGAAAUACCUAGCACCUUGCAGUCGUUAAAGUUAGCUCUGAUGAACAUCCAAAAUGGCCAGGAGGUGGUGCGCGCGGCCAAACAGAAGCUGAGCGACUAUGCCUCCGAGACCCUGGCCAGCAUAUCCAAACACUUUUGCCACCUGCACGGCCUGCUUCAGGUGGCCGAGCUACAGAUUGUCGAGAAGCUGCGCGAGUCCAGUCUGCCGCCCCAAAUGGAGCUCAACGAAGCCAUGGGUCAGCUGAAUGGCUACGAAGAAUUGAUCAAGCACAUGAUGCAAUAUCUGGAUAAUGGUGUGCCCAAGAAUAUCUGGCUAAAGGAGCUCAUUCAGCAGUCCACCAAGCACCUGAAAAGGAUACCCAGCACAGUGCAGGUCAGCCAGAUCAAGAUGAAUCCUUAUCGCAUCUACAGUGAACACAUUGAUAUACUCAGCAUAAUCGACAAAAAGUUCAACUGCACAUUCGUGAAUCCCAAUAUUAAAGUUAGCUUCAAAACCGAUUUUGAGCGUGAACGCAGCAUCUGCAGCAUCAACAAUGCAGACAACACAUUCUCCAUGAGCUUCAGCAGUGACAAAGAGAACACUUGCCGGUCCAAUAGCCAGGGACCUGGGCAGCAGAACCAGCACCAGCUACUCAGCCAGAAAUCCAAUAUCAAUUCGAUGUCUAGUUCUCAAAAAAAUCAUGCCAAAAAGUCGACCAAAUCAAGCCUCAACUCUACUGCGGCCACAAUCGAUAGUUUUCAGCCAAGGAAUCAUCAUCAGCAGCAGGACUUUGUGCGCAACUUCUCGACCAUGGACAUUACCAAGCCCGCCACAGGGAUGGCAGAAAAGGCGGACUGGUUUAAGACCGAUGCAGUGGUAAACAUUCGCUCCAUUAAAUCACCAGAGGACUUCUACGUACAGGACACUAAUGCGGCCCAGCGGGUACGCAACGAGAUAGACACAUUUGCACAGUCGCUGACGGGCAUCCUCGCUCCCCCGGAUAUUGAGGUGGGCCAGCAUUAUAUCAUCUAUGUCAAAGAUCAGCAUCGCUACUAUCGGGCCAUGGUCACCCAGAAGAUGGCCACACAGGACACCUGCAAGGUCUUCUUUCCGGACACUGGUGUCUUCCACGAGAUGCACACUAGCCACUUCCGAGAGAUGCCAGAGCGCCUGUCCCAUCUCCCAUACUCAGCCAUGCACUGCAGCCUGGAACUUAUGCCCACAAGUGGCGCCGAUUCAGAGUGGGGUCCCAAGGCCAUCACCUUUCUCAAGCAGAUAAUUAAAAACAAUCCCGUUCGCCUGAUUGUCAAGAAGGCUUUGUCCCAUGACCUGCACGAGGUGGACCUUAUCAGCAGCAACUACAAAACUAGCAUCUCCGUGCGCGACUCCUUUUUAUAUUCUGGCCUGGCCCGCUCUCGCUGCGGCCUUCCGCCGGCCGUUAGUCUGAACCUUCCACCUUCCAAACACCGUUUGCCCAGACCUAAACUCCAGUUUGGCGAUAUCUUCAUGAUCCAAAUGAUGCAUGUGGAGCAUCCGCAAGAGUUUUAUGUUAUGCGCCACGACCUUGAGUCCGAGCGCUGCCAGAUGCAGAGCAGCUUGCAGAGACACAUGGAUCGCCUGAGCCUCAACAAGCUGGAAAGUAUCUUUCUGGGACGCCUGCAUCUCGGCUGCGUGCUACAGUUGGAUGGCCUAUGGAAGCGAGCCAGCAUCGAGCAGAUAUUGCCUGAUGGAUACGUUGUUGUUCGCCUGGUGGACGAUGGCCCCACCCAGACGGUUUACUGGGACGAGUUAUUUGUGCUGCCGGCGGAGUUCUGGGAACCGGAACGAACUAUCAGGUGCAGCCUAGCGGAUGUGGAGACCCUGCAGGAUUUGUCGUACGUGUGGACUACCGAGGCAACGGCUUUCUUUAAGCAGCUCACCUCGAAUCCCAAGCUGUACAUUGAAGUAAUCAACUUCACCGAGGAUGUGGUCUAUGUGGCGCUGAAAUUUACGCGUGGCACUUCAGAGACAACAAACGUGGCAGUGCAAAUGGUUGCCCAGCGACACUGUACAUCCACUGGGGAGAGCAGCCGAAUGUUUAGCAAUGCACAGGCUUCGCAACGAUCCGCUCGCCUCGAUGACGACACUCGCAGAUUCUUGGAUCAGCAGAAGGUGCAAGCGGUGGCGCUGACACCCUUUCGAAAGCCAGAGGCAGGAACCGAGGACCGAAACGAGCGGUCAAAUGUGAAAAUACUCUACAUCCGUCAGCCUGGUGAGUUCUAUGUGACCCUGCCUCACUUCCAGUCGGCCAUCGAGAGAAUGCAGCAGUCUGUGCAGAUGGCGGCGGAGGCAAUGUAUCAGAAUCAGGUGCUCCAGACAGAUUGGAAAGUGGGCGAUUUGUGCUUAGUCAGGGUCCAGGCUGAUUCCGACCUGGACACCCUUUGGCACCGUGGCGUGGUGACGCAGGUGAACUCCUCAUUCCGCUACCAUAUCCAGCUGCGGGACAUCGGCCAGGUGGUCGAAAAUGUGCCCACCAGUAGCAUGGCCAAUGCCGACGAGUCCCUGAUGAAAAUUACCAGCAGCGCCUUGCGUUGCCACUUGUGCGGCAUCAAACCUGUGGGCACCGAGUGGAGUACCGAGGCCAUAGACUACUUCAAGGACCAGGUGCAGGCCUACGACCAGGUCUAUACGACGAGUCAGGGCAAGACGUCCAACUCCGUGAGCGUGAUCCUCUAUGGCGCACACACCGUGGUCAGUGGACCCUUCUCGCCCGCUCACACCAUUUAUGUGAAUAUAAACAAGGAGCUUUUGAGGAAGAACUUGGCCGUAAAGAAUAUAGACGAUAUAAACGAUACCCAGAACUCGAUGCUGUUUUUCGAUAGCUUUUCCUCCACCGGAACCACCAUCUCCAACGACAAGGAGCCAGUGCAAACGUGGCUGGAUAAGAUCGAUGAAUCCAGGAUCUUUACAAACCUUAUUGAAGUGCCAGGUGGCAGGACUGUGCGCGGCUUCGAGCACAAUGAGGACAUGCCGCCAAUGGAACUGCUUGAUGAUUUGGCAAAGGGCCAAAAGACCACUGGCCAAACUGUGCCGCCUCCUGGUUGGUCUACGCCUCGCAAAAGCGACAAAACCAUAUUCACGGCCAUUGCCACGAACGUGAACUACGAGUGCAGCAUCUAUUUGACUUUGGGCAGUGACAAACCCUACUUGGAGUACAUGCGCAAGCUGCUGGAGUACCACUACAAGCCUUUGAUGAACAGACAGCAGCAGAAGAAUCGCUGCUACACCUACGGGGUGGGCCAACCGGUGCUGGUCACCUAUCACAUGGACAACCUGCUUUAUCGCGGCAUAGUGCAGCGUCUGCCUAACAAUCACGAUGAGUACACGGUGUACUACGUUGACUAUGGUAACUUGGAAAAGGUCAAGGCGGAUGAGAUGCUGCCAUAUGCCCCCUUCCCGCAGCUGAAUGCCAUGUGCUGGCUGGUUAACAUUCACGGAGUACGACCAAAGGGCGGAAAGUAUACCGACAAGCAGAUGGAUACAGUGCAUCAGCAACUGGUGAUGAAGCUGAGCAGUGUGCAUGUGGUGGAGCCGAGGGGAGUGGGGACCAGUAAACUGCCCACGUGCAACAUCAAGGUGGGCCACGUAGACAUGGCCACCAUGAUGAUAGACUGCGGCAUGGCUAUUCCAGUGGAAGCCAAAAACCAAAAGAACAGUCUGAAAUUCACUUUACAGAAGAAAGAACUCGAGGCUUUCAGGGUCUUUGACGAACUGGAAACUCUGGGCGCCACACAGCAGCGCCGUCUAGGCGGCCAAUCUCAUCAUAGAAACGAAACUGAUUCGUCUGUAAAUCAGCCGCCGGUUAAGAAAAUGUAUCUGUUGAACACCAAGGAGGUGAAUCGCUUCGAAAAGGACCAGGAUUUCGAUUGCCAGCAGGCAGCGCAGGAGAUGGGCCUCGACAACAGCUACGAUUGCGCCGAUUCAGAUGGUUGUUCGGGAGAACUUCAGGCGGCAGAUGUCACUAUCGCAGACGAUGAGGAGAUUGAGCUGGGCAGAGACCAUUGCCUUCACGAAAUGGACAUCAAUAUUGAUGGUGAAGAUUCUUCCAGCAGCGAUAGCUCCAGCGAUGAAAUGAAGCCGCUAAGCAUUUCGGCCGCCGAUCAAUUGCAGCGUCGCAUCGAACUGCGCCACAAGGAUAUGAAAGAAAACGUUAGCUUCUCGCCAAUGGACACAUCUUCGGUGAAAUCCAACUUUGAUGGCAGCACCAGCUUCAAGACGCUCAGUCUUCCCACUGGCGUGAAGGAGUUCCUGUGCACAGUGAACAAUGUGCUUUCGGCUUUGGAGCUGCAGAUAGCUCCUUGUCUCUCCGAGUUCACCAAGCACGAAAUUACGCUGAUCAAAGAGACAAGUCUUUUAAUCAAGGAAGCGGCUGCUCUGACGAGUCCCAAGAUCAACGACUUAUGCCUGGCCCGCUACUCGAAGGAUAGGCGGUGGUAUCGGGCCAUCGUCAAGGAGAUCCAGGAGAGAAUUGAGCAAGCCACCGUAUUCUACAUUGAUUUUCAUGACACCGAGCGGGUGUCCUACACUAACCUCAAGGAGAUGCCAAAUCAAUUGUUCAUGUUCCCGCAGCGCUCCUUCCGCGUCAAGUUGCACGGCGUGAAGAGGAACCAGAACUAUGAGGACAAGAAAGUGCUCCAAAGCCUACGAACUUGCCUCUGCAACUACUCGAAGGUCUAUGCCCGAGUCCAUUAUCCGUUUAACUACCAUGCCAACAACGGCGAUCAUUCGGAGGUCGGAAAGUUUGAUCUCAUCGAGGUGGAACUGUUCGAGAACAGGCAUAAAAAGAAGCUUGCCUACCAGUCGCUCAUCGACAAUUGGAUGUUGAUACCCAAGAAAUAGAACUAAAAGUGUGACGAGUCACAAAAACUAUUAUCUUAUUAUAUCCAUUAUCUGCGUUUAGAAAAUGCGCGCUUUGAUUUCACUCAUUACAUUGUUUUACAUAAUUGAAUAUGUAGCCCAGUCUUAUUUUUAAUUUCAUUUUCUCUUUGACAAAUAAACAAUAAGCUUCA